Molecule: messenger RNA, 1568 nt
Organism: Malania oleifera
Lineage: Eukaryota; Viridiplantae; Streptophyta; Magnoliopsida; Santalales; Ximeniaceae
Product: RPM1-interacting protein 4
Exons: 3
Coding region: 430-1203 (257 amino acids)
Source: RefSeq, a predicted model, not a curated record
CGCAAACAAAGCCCCUUGAGGAGCAGCCGCCAUUAACCACUCUAAAAUGGUAAAAGGCUCAAAGCUUUAAGCGAGUUGAAUUUGUAACCAAAGCUGACCAGACUUUUGAAACUGACAGGAAAGAGAGACUUGUUACAGAGGGGAGAUGAGGGAGACCCGCGGCUUGGAGGGUGGGUUGUGGGUGUUAUAGAAUGGUCAAAUGUUACCGGUGGCGCCAGUCAAUGGUUGAUAAACCUCUCUCUCUCUCUCUCUCUCUCUUAUAUGUCUGUCAUUUAUCUCUCUACUUGGGUCGUUGAAGAAUUCUGUGGAAGAGGGGCUUGGGUUUCGGGAGACUAAGGUGGGCAGAUUCCGAGAGUUGAAUUUCCUUCUGGGUUUUCUUCUCUGCGGUUUCUGGGUUUCAUUUCAAUUUCGAAGCUUGGUGGAGCGAAAAUGGCUCAACGUUCACAUGUUCCAAAGUUUGGCAAUUGGGAAAGUGAAGAGAAUGUUCCUUACACUGCGUACUUUGAAAAGGCACGAGUGGGUAGAAGUGGUGGGAAGCUGAUAAAUCCAAAUGAUCCCCAAGAGAACCCAGAUAUUUUUUAUGCUCCUUCUAAAACCAGAGCUGAACCAGAGGAAUUAAGCAGUGAAGAUGGUGACCUCAAGCAAGUCACAGGGUCUCCAGCACGAUAUAACCGGGCAGGUCUUGGAGGUUAUGAUGAUUCUACACAACAUCAGGGAGGCCAUGGAUUAAGUCCUGGUGAAAUCAAUCGAAAACAUCCAAGACAAAGUGCUGGAUCUGAGCAUGGCAUUGAACGCUCACCACUUCAUCCACAUUACGUGGGAAGGGUCACAGGGAAAGGCAGUAGAGUCUCUUCCCCUUCUUGGGAAGGAAAGGUUUCACAUGACGCUAGCCAUGGCACUCCUGGAAGAUCACGAAUGAAGCCAGUUGCUCGAAGCGAUGACAGUUUAGAUAAAGGUGCCGCUGUCCCAAAAUUCGGUGAGUGGGAUGAGACCAACCCUUCAUCAGCUGAUGGUUAUACUCACAUUUUCAACAAAGUGCGGGAAGAGAGGCAUACUGGGGGAACAAAGGUACCAGGAAUGGACUCUGAGCCAUCUUAUGGCAAAAUUAAUGCUGAUGAGAGCCACAAGGUAUGGCAUUCCAUUUUUUUUUACUUGCAGCAUUCCAUUAGCUCUUGCUACGUUUGGCUAAACAAAUUAUCGUAGUUCUACUUAUUUCUCCCUGCUGCUUUUCAGAGUUGCUGCUUCCCAUGGUGCAGAAAAUGAGAUGUUUCAACCCUGUGGAUAACAAUUAGGUGUGUGUAACCUGGGUAUUACUUUGAAGGCUGUGUCUAUGCAGAGUAACUUCAAAAAAGUGCAAUAUUCUUUCUCCCCAUUUGUGUGCUUUUUAUUUAUUUAUUUAUUUAUUUUGGUAAUGAACCUGAGGUUUUGAUGGGAAAAUCAUCCAUCUUUUUCUUGGCCUUCCCACUGGUUAGUGUACUACUUGACUUCCAUUUUCUAAAUUAUGUUUGGCUGGAAGAGAACCAGAUGCAGAUUCUUUUAUUCUAUCUCAGUACAUUGUUCUUGCCUUU